GCAUUCGAAGGCAGGGGACGGGGCUGUGCUGCGUGGCCGGGAGGGCCGUUCGUGACGAGGGGUACGCUGUGAGGGUGUAAACAACGCUCGGCCCUUGAGCCUGUAGUCGUGUGUGAGGGCAGGUGUCGCACCCCUGGCACCAGCUGACAGACUUCACCCAGGUGGACCACCCAGUGGCCUGGUCACCCCCUGGCACUCACUCACUCCUCUGGCACGGACCUGAGGCAGAGUGACCAUUUGUGCCACCUGCCAUCAUGUCACUGCACAGCGAUGACAAUGCUCUGGCUCCGAGCUCCGACUCCUUCUGGGAGCCCGGCAACUACAAGCGCACCACCAAGCGCACAGAGGAUGGUCACAAGCUCUGUGACGACCUGAUGAAGCUGGUGCUCGAGCGGUCCGAGAUCGAGAAGUCCUAUGCCAAGAGCCUGAAGGCCUGGAGCAAAAGGUGGAACGAUCUCAUCGAAAAAGGUCCCGAGUACGGCACCGCCGAGGCCGCCUGGAAGGCGUCGCUCGUCGAGGCCGAGCGGCGCUGCGAGCUGCACCUCAAGGUGCGCGACAACCUGAUGAACGAGGUGCACUCGCGCAUCCGGCAGUGGCAGAAGGAGAACUUCCACAAGUCCAUGAUGCAGUUCAAGGAGAAGAAGGACCUGGACGACGCCUUCAAGAAGGCGCAGAAGCCGUGGUCCAAGCUGCUGGACAAGGUGAACAAGGCCAAGUCGGACUACCACGCCGCCUGCAAGGCGGAGCGGACGGCACUGAACCACGAGCGGAACGCCGCCACCGACGCCAGCCUGUCGGCGGAUGCGCUGAAGAAGCACACGGACCGGGUACAGCGGGCCAAGGAGGACGUGCUCAAGGCCAAGGACCGGUACGAGCUGGCACUGAGCGACAUAUCCGAACAGAACAGCAAGUACAUAGAGGACAUGACAUUCGUCUUCAACAAGUGCCAGGAGCGCGAGGCGGACCGACUCACGUUCUUCAAGGACACCAUGUUCGUCUUGCAGAAGUGCCUGAACAUCUCCACGGACGCCAUGCUGCCGCAGAUUUACCGUGAGUUCGAGCACACCAUCACCAACGCCGACAAGGAGAAGGACCUGCGCUGGUGGAGCAACAACCACGGCGUCAACAUGCCGAUGAACUGGCCGGCUUUCGAGGAGUACAGCGAGGAGUUCCGGGACAUCGCCGGCCGCAGCAGGAAGGGGCUAAUCGCCGACGGCAACAUCACGCUCAUCAACCAGCGCACCGUCAGCGACGACCUGCCCGACUUCAACCCGGCGAGCAAGAACGCCAAGAAGACGUCUGGCCGGUCGACGGGCGGCGCAGCUUCGUCGGACGGCCGCCAGACGGCGGUCGGGGCGGCCGCCAGUCGGAGCUCGCAGCAGAGCAACGGCCACGCGUUCGAGGAGGCCAGCCCGGAGGAGUGGGACGAGUACGCCACCGACCUGGUGGACAGCGGCGAGCCGGGCGUGCCGGUGCGCGCCAUCUACGACUACGACGGCGUCGAGGCCGACGAGCUCUCGUUCAAGGCCGGCGACACGUUCGAGAAGCUGGAGGACGAGGACGAGCAGGGCUGGUGCAAGGGCCGCAAGGACGGCCGCAUCGGCCUCUACCCCGCCAACUACGUGACGGCCAACUAGCGCCGCGACGGCCAACUAUGGCGCCGCGCACCUGUGCGCGCGACACCGGAACCGAGGAGCGCUGGCUGCACUCUGAACGGCACCCAGCCGGGCACCGCUGCGACGUCCGAGCGGCGGCC
Pollicipes pollicipes is the source of this 1756-nucleotide messenger RNA. Its product is annotated as protein kinase C and casein kinase substrate in neurons protein 2-like. Gene Ontology annotation, biological process: regulation of endocytosis; cytoskeleton organization; plasma membrane tubulation. NCBI's taxonomy places the organism in Eukaryota, Metazoa, Arthropoda, Thecostraca, Pollicipedomorpha, Pollicipedidae. Gene Ontology annotation, molecular function: phospholipid binding; protein binding. The record is from RefSeq and is a predicted model, not a curated record. Gene Ontology annotation, cellular component: plasma membrane; endosome; cytoplasm.